Messenger RNA from Austrofundulus limnaeus, 1128 nucleotides. It is a transcript of the gene bdkrb1, whose product is annotated as bradykinin receptor B1. The transcript has a single exon. Gene Ontology annotation, biological process: calcium-mediated signaling; positive regulation of cytosolic calcium ion concentration; G protein-coupled receptor signaling pathway. Gene Ontology annotation, cellular component: external side of plasma membrane; membrane. Lineage: Eukaryota; Metazoa; Chordata; Actinopteri; Cyprinodontiformes; Rivulidae. The record is from RefSeq and is a predicted model, not a curated record. Bases 9 to 1064 code for a protein of 351 amino acids. Gene Ontology annotation, molecular function: bradykinin receptor activity; C-C chemokine binding; C-C chemokine receptor activity.
ACAGCAGCAUGUUCYCCUCAUUUGGUCCAUCAGCAUCUUCGGGAUCUGCAGAAUGGGAGAWGAUCCACACCAUUCUCCCCCCUUACAUCUUCAUUAUCUCCUUGUUAGGCCUCCUCUUGAACAUCUUUGUCCUGGCAGUGUUUGCAGUCCAAAGGGAUCGACUGACUGUACCAGAGAUAUAUCUCAGCAACCUGGCACUGGCUGACUUUCUUCUGCUCUGUGGCCUUCCUUUUUGGGGAAUUUAUAUCCUGAACGAGUUUCAUUGGUCAUUUGGAGAUGCUUUAUGCAAACUAGUCAACUCCAUGAUUGGCAUCAACUUCUACACAAGCAUCUACACACUUGUUAUGAUUAGCGUAGAUCGCUACUUAGCACUUGUGAAAACUAUGAAAGCUAGGUGGCUAAGACGGCGGCUUUAUGCCAAGGUGAUCUGCUUCAUCCUGUGGCUGCUGGGGCUCCUGCUGAGCUUGCCAACCAUAGUUCACAGAAAGGUGAUGUUCAUCGAGGAAUUUGAAACAAUGUCCUGUGUUCUGGAUUAUGCUCAUGGAAGCUCUUGGAAGCUUGCCCAUCAGAUUCUAAUGAACGUGAUGGGCUUUCUGCUCCCUGUUCUGGUUAUUGUUUUCAGUAGCUGGAACAUAAUCAAGACUUUGGCUCAGAGGACGGAAAGUGGAGGCUUCCAUGACACCAAUGACACCAAGGCCACGGUCCUUGUAUAUGUUGUUACACUACUAUUUUUACUGUGUUGGACUCCCUUUCAAGUAUUCACUUUCCUUGACACACUCUGCGAUGUCAAACUGUUGGAUGAGACACUGUGGUUUCACACUCUCAACGUGGGAGGACAAGUUUCAGGRUAUUUGGCCUUCCUCAACAGCACUCUGAACCCUCUGCUGUAUGUCUUUUCUGGGCAGUACUUUAGGAGGAAAGUCAAUGCCAUCUACAGAAGGGUCAGACGUGAACGCAGAGGGUCGGACAUGACAACAUAUCAGCGUUCAGUUGUGUCCACUUAUUUCAACAGAACAGAGCAAAUUAGGCCCGUGGUCAUUUUUAACCCAAAAGAUCAAAUGUGACACUGAUGACAUCCUGCCCUCUGCUUCCUUUUACCGCUUAUGGGUACAACAUACAGGAUUUCAC